Molecule: messenger RNA, 1380 nt
Organism: Fusarium tjaetaba
Lineage: Eukaryota; Fungi; Ascomycota; Sordariomycetes; Hypocreales; Nectriaceae
Product: RNase H domain protein
Exons: 3
Coding region: 1-1380 (459 amino acids)
Cellular component (GO): mitochondrion
Source: RefSeq, a predicted model, not a curated record
AUGUCAACCAAAGCCAGGCGACCAAAAGUCUUUGCAUAUGCCACUUUUGACCUUGACGCUCUUAUUUCUCUCGCCUCAAAACUUCGAGGGCAAUCAUGCACUGUUGAUACGUCGACGAGGCCUAAAGCUGGUAGUACACACUGGGUCAUUUUUAUCACUUUUGAGGAUGGUGUCGAAUGGGUAUUCCGAUCGCCACGGAGAGGACUGAGCGCCAUUAUCACCGAAGAAUCUGCGUCGAAGUUACUCACUAGCGAGGCUGUAACUCUCAAGUAUCUGAGGACACUGGGUUCGAUGCCGGUACCAGAAGUGUUCUCGUUCAGUGGAGACGGUGACAAUGACAUCGGAGUGCCGUAUAUCCUCAUGAGCAAAGCUAGCGGUCGUACAUUGUCUGAUUAUGACUGGAUCGAGCUGUCUCAAAUACAAGGGUAUCCAAACAGACGUCCACUUCUACCCACGACGGACCGAGAUCGGGAAAAGCACAGAGAUGAGCUCGUAGGCAUCGACCGUGGCCCUUUUGAUCGGGAAAGCCAGUAUCUCAGGUCCCUGAUUUCUGCCCUUACAACUCAUGCUGAAGAGCUUUCUCUCACGCCCCAUAGUUUCUUCGCUCCGAUACCCGGCCCUUUCGAAUAUCCGAACUGGACCAGUUAUCAAAAGGCUGUAGACAGAUGGCAACAUUUCUGUUCCAUUGAUGACAAGGUUGAGGGUAACAAGAACCGACUUGACUUCUGUAUUUCAGGCCAAUUCUUGGACGAAAUAAUUCCUCACCUUGUCACGACAGAAGAACGGUUUGUACUCUGUCACCCAGACCUUCAUCGAGGCAACAUCUUUGUCGACGAGGACUUUAACAUAACGUGUAUCAUCGACUGGAGUUCUGCGUCGGCGAGCCCAACCUCAGAACUACUCUCCACUCCGGGACUCAAUGGGUCUCUGUCACCGCCUAAGCCGUCACUUAUUGCAGCUUUCAGAGCGGGAUUCCGCGAUGGGGACCAAGUGCUGAGGCCUCAGCAAUGGGCGAGAGCUGACAAGAUGUGGUAUUUCUUGCGGCUGGUCCGAAUGCUCUCUACACAAGACUACACUCUCUUUAAGUCGCUGUAUGAUCUUGUGUACAAUGAGAACUCAGAUGAUAUCCCUCGACAGUUUCAUGAGAGGAGUAUGCAAGAUUCUGGCCGGGCUUUAUUCGCCAAGUUGUGCCAAGAAGGUGAAUCUGGAGAAGGAGACGAACCAACACAAGAAGAGGAUGCCAAUGGCCAAACAACUGUUUCUGUCGAAGCCGUGAUUGCAAGAAAGCUUACACUGAUGUCUGAAUUGAACACCAACUUUGUCGCGGACAAGAGACUAUGGCUAUGGAUUGAGAACGUCUUGGAAACUCCGGAUGUAUAA